ACGAUCCCAUCUUCGCAAGUGUCGCAAGCCGAACUUAAAACGGAUUAAAAGUAACACACACGAGGGACAACCUUGUCACGGUCUUUCGGGAAUCGGAACAGCUGUUUCCCAAUGCUGGUUGAGUUGGAGCAGUUCGGAGCAGAGCAGCCUCCCAUUGCACACAGUGAAACACAGCGCAGAGUCCGUGGACGCGAUUUAGAACACACUAAAUAUUAAAAACGGGUCACCUUUUAGCAUCAAUAUCCAACUCGAACCUCUAUACAUGGAACUAUUUGAUUACAAACGAAUGUUUCUGACUUCAUUAGAGCCAAAAUGGAGAACCUCUGCUCGAUGGGUGGAUGGAUGACGUAGAGUCUGUAGCAGUCCAUGACGAAUGCCCGUUUGCAAAAGGCCAUUAAAAGACUACAAUGAAAACGGGGUUUCAGUCAAUAAUUUCUUUGUUUAAAUAUUGACUCAUUUGUGAUAAUUAUCGAAUGACAUGGUUUAUGAGUAUAUAGAAUUAAACAUUACAUGUACAUUUGCCAGCAGGCAUUAGGUCCUCCAACUAUGUGACGCAGGACCUUAAGGCGCACGCUUGAAAUGUUAAUGGCUAAUGUUUUGAAAUGACAGUACAAGUAGUUUAGAACGAUUGUAAGAAUUAAUUGUAUUCGAACGUUGCUUAAUAACGUCAAAAGUGAUAUUUUUGCAGUAUUCCUGUCAGUAGCCUUGUCUUGCAAGCCACCGAAUCACGUCAGAUAUGACAGCGUCACUAACUGUACCAGUUGUUGACGUUCAAAAUGAUAAUUUUAAAGAACUGUGGCCUGCAAUGGUCAUUGCCAUCAAAACGUCGUCCUUCCUUGCACUGGAUACGGAGCUCAGUGGUCUUGGGAACCGGAAGUCCUUGCUUGCUGAAUCUAUAGAGGACCGCUAUAGAGCAAUAUGUCAUGCUGCUCGCUCACGUUCCAUCCUCUCACUGGGCAUUGCCUGCUACAAGAAACUUGACAAGUCCACAGACAAAUACCUGGUUCAGGUUUACAACCUCACCCUCCUGUGUUCUGAGGAAUACAUCAUCGAACCCCAAGCAGUGCAGUUCCUAGUCCAACAUGGGUUUGACUUCAACAAGCAAUACGCCCACGGAAUCCCUUACUGCAAAGGAAAUGAUAAGGGAGGAGCUGACGGUCGCGGCGUUCAUAUUCGUGCGUUAUUUACCGAACUGCUGCGUGCCAACAAGCCCCUGGUGCUCCACAACGGCCUGAUCGACAUUGUCUUUCUUUAUCAGGCUUUCUAUUCACAUGUGCCAGAGCGAUUGGCGACAUUCACCGCCGACCUUUCUGACAUGUUUCCCGCGGGCAUCUACGAUACGAAAUACAUCUCUGAUUUUGAGCUUCGACUAACAGCUUCCUACUUGGAGUACGCCUACAAGAAAUGCAAGCUUGAUAACAACCGCAUGGGGACCCCUGAAACUCCUGGGAACCAAAUACACAUCGAGUUCUGUCACUACACUGGAAACAUGUCCACCUACGUGGACUACAGGACGUGUCCGGCCGUGGUGCCCACCAAGGAAGAGAUGGAUGUCUGUGAGCGCUUCUCUGCGUUUGGCUGGUGUCCCAAUGGAACCAAGUGUCCUCAAUCCCACGACACUGACCUCAUUGUUCUCCAGGAUGAGAAAACAAAGCAGGAAAAGAGGAAGAAGAGAAAGAGAAGGAAAGAUAAGAAACAUUCAGGAGACACAGCUCCAGAUGACUCGCCUCCGAGCAAAGCCGCCUGCAUGGAAGUGGACACAGAGCAUACAGAGGACAAUGGUGCAAACAUAAGUGAAGAGAGGGAAGAAAGUAGCACCUCAAAUGGUGCUGAUGGAAACAUCAAAGAGAGUCAUGCGGAAAACAUGCCGGGGGAAGAAGCAGGUGUUUUGUGUGAGCAAAGCACAUGCGCUGAAACUACUGUCAGUGAGGCAAAGAAUCCAGACGCAACAGAAAUAUCAAAAUUGGACGGGCCCACGGCCAACUCUGCCAAGAAGGAGAGGAAGGCUGAGGGAGGAACACACAGGGCAGGGUUUGAUGCGUUCAUGACAGGAUACAUAUUCGCCUUCACAUGCGCCCAGAUCAAAAAUGAUGAGAAGGAAGAAGAGAGUGAAGAGACAUUAAUGCCUUCAUCCGUCAAUAAGGUCUACCUCAGCGGUAAAGCAGCCCCUCUGAAUAUUGUAAAAAGCACCUUUGCAAAAUCCUCUAAAGCUCACAUGGAGAAGAUGAAGAUGGUGUGGAGCCAAAACAGAAUGUGAUGUUGUCUAACGUGAACCGGGCCCUGACAUGUCCAGAGACUUAUUUUGCUUCACAUAUAAAUGUAAUGAUGCAUUUCAAUGGCUAAUACUUAUGUUUCAUUGCUGCAACCAGCUAUAUUUAGUGAUGGACAGGCUGCUAUUGUUUGUGACUUGAUCUUUUCUGAUGCAUUUAAUGCUGAUCACAGCUUGAUGUGUUUUUAUUUGACAUAAAU
Molecule: messenger RNA, 2469 nt
Organism: Synchiropus splendidus (mandarinfish)
Lineage: Eukaryota; Metazoa; Chordata; Actinopteri; Syngnathiformes; Callionymidae
Gene: toe1
Product: target of EGR1, exonuclease
Exons: 9
Coding region: 737-2257 (506 amino acids)
Biological process (GO): snRNA 3'-end processing
Cellular component (GO): cytoplasm; Cajal body
Molecular function (GO): snRNA binding; metal ion binding; 3'-5'-RNA exonuclease activity
Source: RefSeq, a predicted model, not a curated record